CCGGCGGCCAGCGGCCGGGGGCGGCGGGGGAGGAUCGCGGAGGCGGUGGUAGGGACCGCUUGCGAGUGCGCCCGCUGCUCUGUCCCGGCUCGCUAGUCGCCGGAGCCCCGCCGUGCUGUCCCUGGGACACGUGACUAUCAGUAAUCAUGAAGAACCCAUUUUCACACCUUGCUGAGCCUUUGGAUCCUGCACAACCAGGAAAGAAAUUCUUCAAUUUGAAUAAAUUGGAGGAUUCAAGAUAUGUACGCUUACCAUUUUCAAUCAGAGUUCUCCUGGAGGCAGCUGUUCGGAACUGUGAUGAGUUUUUGGUGAAGAAAAAUGACAUUGAAAAUAUCCUAAAUUGGAAUAUCAUGCAGCAUAAGAACAUAGAAGUACCAUUUAAGCCUGCCCGUGUCAUCCUACAGGACUUUACGGGUGUGCCAGCUGUGGUUGACUUUGCUGCAAUGCGUGAUGCUGUGAAAAAGUUGGGAGGAGAUCCAGAGAAAAUAAACCCUGUCUGUCCUGCUGAUCUUGUAAUUGACCAUUCUAUCCAGGUUGACUUCAACAGAAGGGCUGACAGUUUACAGAAGAAUCAGGACCUAGAAUUUGAAAGAAAUAAAGAACGAUUUGAAUUUUUAAAGUGGGGUUCUCAGGCUUUUUGCAACUUGCGGAUUAUUCCCCCUGGUUCAGGAAUCAUCCACCAGGUGAAUCUGGAGUACUUGGCAAGAGUGGUGUUUGAUCAGGAUGGAUAUUAUUACCCAGAUAGCCUCGUGGGCACAGAUUCACACACUACCAUGAUUGAUGGUUUGGGUGUUCUUGGUUGGGGUGUGGGUGGUAUCGAAGCAGAAGCUGUCAUGCUUGGUCAACCGAUCAGCAUGGUGCUUCCCCAGGUGAUUGGCUACAGGUUGAUGGGAAAGCCCCAAGCUCUGGUAACAUCCACUGACAUUGUGCUCACCAUUACCAAGCACCUCCGCCAGGUUGGGGUUGUGGGCAAAUUUGUCGAGUUCUUUGGGCCAGGAAUAGCCCAAUUGUCCAUUGCUGAUCGAGCUACAAUUGCAAACAUGUGUCCAGAAUAUGGAGCAACAGCUGCCUUUUUCCCAGUUGAUGAAAUUAGUAUCAAGUACCUGGUGCAGACAGGUCGGGAUGAAAACAAAGUCAAGUACAUUAAAAAGUAUCUUCAGGCUGUAGGAAUGUUUCGAGAUUUUAGUGACUGCUCUCAAGACCCAGACUUCACCCAGGUUGUGGAAUUAGAUUUGAAAACAGUUGUACCUUGCUGCAGUGGACCCAAGAGGCCUCAGGACAAAGUCGCUGUGUCUGACAUGAAAAAGGACUUUGAGACCUGCCUUGGAGCAAAGCAAGGAUUUAAAGGAUUCCAAAUUGCUGCAGACCAUCACAAUGACCAGAAGACAUUUAUCUACAAUAAUAAUGAAUUCACCCUUGCUCAUGGUUCUGUGGUAAUUGCUGCCAUUACUAGCUGCACAAAUACCAGUAAUCCAUCUGUGAUGUUAGGAGCAGGAUUAUUAGCAAAGAAGGCUGUGGAUGCUGGCCUGAAUGUGAAGCCAUACAUCAAAACCAGCUUGUCUCCUGGCAGUGGAGUGGUCACUUACUAUCUGCGAGAAAGUGGAGUCAUGCCUUACCUGUCUCAGCUUGGGUUUGAUGUGGUGGGCUAUGGCUGCAUGACCUGCAUUGGCAACAGUGGACCCUUACCUGAACCUGUGGUAGAAGCCAUCACUCAGGGAGACCUAGUAGCUGUUGGAGUACUAUCUGGGAACAGGAACUUUGAGGGUCGAGUCCACCCUAACACCCGGGCCAACUAUUUAGCGUCUCCUCCCUUAGUAAUAGCAUACGCAAUCGCUGGGACCAUCAGGAUUGACUUUGAGAAAGAACCACUGGGGACAAAUGCAAAGGGACAACAAGUAUUUCUGAAAGAUAUCUGGCCCACUCGAGAUGAGAUCCAGGCGGUGGAGCGACAGUAUGUCAUCCCUGGGAUGUUUAAGGAGGUCUAUCAGAAAAUAGAGACUGUGAAUGAAAGCUGGAAUGCUUUAGGAGCUCCAUCAGAUAAGCUGUACUUCUGGAAUCCCAAAUCUACAUAUAUUAAAUCACCACCAUUCUUUGAAAAUCUGACUUUGGAUCUUCAGCCCCCUAAAUCUAUAGUGGAUGCCUACGUUCUAUUAAAUUUGGGAGAUUCAGUAACAACUGACCACAUCUCUCCAGCUGGAAAUAUUGCAAGAAAUAGCCCUGCUGCUCGUUACUUAACUAAUAGAGGCCUAACUCCUCGAGACUUYAACUCCUAUGGCUCCCGCCGAGGGAAUGAUGCCAUCAUGGCACGGGGAACCUUUGCCAACAUUCGCUUGUUAAAUAAAUUUUUGAACAAGCAGGCACCGCAGACUAUACAUCUUCCUUCUGGAGAAACUCUUGAUGUAUUUGAUGCUGCCGAGCGGUAUCAACAAGCAGGCCUUCCCCUAAUUGUUCUGGCUGGCAAAGAGUAUGGCUCAGGUAGCUCCCGAGACUGGGCUGCCAAGGGCCCUUUCCUGCUGGGAAUCAAAGCUGUUUUAGCUGAGAGUUAUGAGCGCAUUCACCGCAGUAACUUGGUUGGAAUGGGAGUGAUCCCCCUUGAAUAUCUCCCUGGUGAGAAUGCAGACACCCUGGGACUCACAGGACGGGAACGAUACACUAUUGUCAUUCCAGAGAACCUCAAACCACAAAUGAAAGUCCAGGUUAAGCUGGAUACUGGAAAGACCUUCCAGGCUGUCAUGAGGUUCGACACUGAUGUGGAGCUUACUUAUUUCCACAACGGAGGCAUCCUCAACUACAUGAUACGCAAGAUGGCCAGGCAGGCCCUUGUUUCUUAGAAGAUCCGCACUAGGUGCUGCACCCCAUGGGAUCCCAGCCAGCUGGGACCCUAGUGGAGAAACUUCCUUGCAGACAGCAAGUAAACACUGCAUUUUGGGUGCCAUUCCUGGAGGCACAAAGCCAAAAGUUUCUACAUUCUCUGUUAUUGUUAAUCUUUGAAUCUUUUUCUAGAAUUUGGAAGCUGUAAUCAUGGGAAGAUCAGUAAUGCAGAAAGAKAACCAGCCUGUCUUUAAAUCAGUGACAUUGAUUUGUUUUCACUCUUCCCUAUUAAUUUUCAGCUAAGCACUAGCAAGUCUUCUUGGAAGAUGUCUCCUACCCUGUUUUCCCUCCUACCCUUCCCUUGCUCUUCUGUUUUCCUCUGCUCAGUGAAACCCUUCUCUUAAGGGUUCUGUUCCUUUGCAAUUUAUACCAGUGUUAAUUGGCAUAGGUAGGUAAGAACUUUUUCACCCUUCAAAUCAUGGUAGUGAUUGCGAUCCCCCUUCAGAGUGAGUAAUCCAGAUGCCUCAUGGUCAGGUCAAACGUUGAAUUUUUUGAUGAUGUACCUUUUGAUGGAUCCACAUAACAGUAAAAAUUUUUCUUUAUUAUGUUCAGAAAUUUUCCCCAGGAAACAUUUUAUCUGUCAAGGAGACCUUUGUUUGGAGAUGGAUUGGGAGACAUAGAACAUUUCUGAUUUGAAUAAGAUUAAAUAUA
Molecule: messenger RNA, 3522 nt
Organism: Urocitellus parryii (Arctic ground squirrel)
Lineage: Eukaryota; Metazoa; Chordata; Mammalia; Rodentia; Sciuridae
Gene: Aco1
Product: aconitase 1
Source: RefSeq, a predicted model, not a curated record